AUGCACAAACACAAUGAAUAUUUAGGCUUUUUGCCGCAGUACCAGCAUGCUGUGCACAUGGCAUGGCCCUUCACGGCCGGUGAUACGUGCCCCAGUGCCCUGCCCAUGAUAACGACUGAAAACACAAACAACGUAACGUGUCCGCUCACAUCCGCCGAGUGCCUGGCUGGUCUGAACCUGUUUGGAUCAGUGACGGUGGGAGGAGUGGUGCUACCUCGUGGCUGUCACCCAGGCCCGAGCCUUCCACCUGACUGA
Knipowitschia caucasica is the source of this 255-nucleotide messenger RNA. The record is from the annotation of a GenBank genome assembly. Lineage: Eukaryota; Metazoa; Chordata; Actinopteri; Gobiiformes; Gobiidae.